Molecule: messenger RNA, 947 nt
Organism: Castor canadensis (American beaver)
Lineage: Eukaryota; Metazoa; Chordata; Mammalia; Rodentia; Castoridae
Source: RefSeq, a predicted model, not a curated record
GGUGGCAGCCGCGGAACGCUGCGCAUGCGCGAGCUGUUCUGCCUGGGACAGGCUUGAGAGGCGAAACAGGGGCGGCCGGCUGGGCUGGGAGUCAGGAUGGACGAGGACGUGCUGACCACUCUGAAGAUCCUCAUCAUCGGCGAGAGUGGGGUGGGCAAGUCCAGCCUACUCUUGAGGUUCACAGAUGAUACUUUUGAUCCAGAGCUUGCAGCAACAAUAGGUGUUGACUUUAAGGUGAAAACAAUUUCAGUGGAUGGAAAUAAGGCUAAACUUGCAAUAUGGGAUACUGCUGGUCAAGAGAGGUUUAGAACCUUAACUCCCAGCUAUUAUAGAGGUGCACAGGGUGUUAUAUUAGUUUAUGACGUCACAAGAAGAGACACCUUUGUUAAAUUGGAUAAUUGGCUUAGUGAAUUGGAAACGUACUGUACAAGAAAUGACAUAGUAAACAUGCUAGUUGGAAAUAAAAUUGACAAGGAAAAUCGCGAAGUCGAUAGAAAUGAAGGUCUGAAAUUCGCAAGAAAGCAUUCCAUGUUAUUUAUAGGUAAGUAUGUGAAUGAAUAUUCACAUACUUUUUAAAAAAAAUUUUUGGAGGUAUUGGGGUUUGAACUCAGGCUUCAUGCUUGCAAGGCAGGUGCUCUACCACUUAAGUCAUGCUUCCAGCCCUUUUUCCUCUGGUUAUUUUGGAGAUACAAUCUUAUUCUUUGCUCAGGACAGUUUGGACCACAAUCCUAUUUUAAGUUUCCCACUGUAGCUGAGAUGACAGGUAUGAGCCAGCACAUCCAGCUUCUUUUCUGUGGAAAUGGGGUUUCACACACUUUUUUUGCCCAGGCCAGCCUAGAACAACUAUCCUUCCAAUCUCGGACUCCCACAUAGCUAUGAUCACAGGCACAUGCUACCAUGCCUGCUGUUGUUUGAGAUGGGCAACUUUUUGCCUGGCUGGCCUUGAA